GGUCGCGGGUGAGGUCUAGGUCUGAAAUGAGGUCGCGGUGUGGUUUUUGGGUGUGUAAGCCUGGGAGUGGUCCUGCGAUUUGUAAGUUGCCUCUGUCUCCCGCGCACAAGUCCGACGAGAAGGGCAAGAGCGACAAUGCGAACGAUCGGCCUGUAGGCCAAGCAGACGGAUCGCCAUCGCGAAUGAAGGCGCUAUGUCUGCCGUCUCUUGACAACUGUGACGGAAGCAAAGAGCAAGGCCAAGAGCAAGGACGGCACAUCACCAGCCACCCACCUCCCCAAGCAUCCAUGUCGGCGGAAAAAGGCAAGACGUUUUCAUUUAACGGGCUUUUGCGCGUUUUACCUAUAGACUAUACGGAGUGUGAGCUUCACUCGGACAUCGAGGGGUCGAUUGGUGAAGAUGAGGGGGAGGGGGAGUGGUUCGAGGGAGUGGAUUGUUUUUGGGUGGGUGAUGUUGAUGCUUCUGCAAAGUCGACGUCGAGUUUGAAGGGAGAUUGUGAGCGCGAGCGUCAUAGUGACGAGG
Messenger RNA from Serpula lacrymans var. lacrymans S7.9, 522 nucleotides. RefSeq lists its product as uncharacterized. The transcript has a single exon. Lineage: Eukaryota; Fungi; Basidiomycota; Agaricomycetes; Boletales; Serpulaceae. The annotation marks the transcript as partial. The record is from RefSeq and is a predicted model, not a curated record.